AUGGAGAGUCGAGAAAUUAAACCAGAUGCUGCUACCAUCGUUAAGCUCGAAAUCGUUUCUGAGCAAGAAGAGUGUCCAACCACUCAAGGAAUGAAUUUAGAACAGAAGAUGGCUAUUUCUUCAUUUUUACUCGAUGAGAGUAACCGCGAAAAGCAUACGACGGAGAAAAAACAGGAAGAACUCAGUGAAGGAGAUCCUCAGAAGAUCCUACUUGAGUGUGAAACAUUGAGAAAGACUGUCGAUGCAAAGAAUGCCGAGCUCCGGAGCAAUGAAAAUCAGCUUCUUGAACUCAAAGGUCAAACCGUAGCGCUGAAGGCACACAUCGCCAAACUCGAAGAGGACAAAAAAGUUCUUGAGGAAAAUUGUUCUGAUAAUUCGUUGAGCAAAAUGAUUCUGGGCACUCUCCAGCCAAUAAUAAAAGAGUUAGAAUGCAAGGUCAAGCGUGUUCUGGCGAUUUCUGGUAAGUAUCGUGAAGAAAACAAAGAGCUGAGGGAAGAACUUGCACAAGAUACCACGAAGGCGGAAAUGAAAAAGAUGAAAAAGAUGUUCCAAACAAAGAUUAAGCAUCUUAACGAACGGCUCGAGGAGGAAAUGCAUGCACGACAGUCCGCGGUCGAGGCGCAAAAGAAACUGCAGGCGGAGAUGGACAUAGAGUUACAAAAGUCGAAAGAAGGCAAAUUCCGCCUCAGGAAAAUCGCUCAGCAAAAUGUCCUUGCGCUCAAGAAGCAGCUCGACAAAGAGAAAGCCAAAGCUGGUGAUAUCACGAUUUCUUCAUCUGUCACCAUGGUCGCAGACUCUAACCAACUGGACCGGCUAGCUGUGCCCAGAAAACGACCGUUAGAAGUUCUCUCCACGAACGAAAGCAAGAAGAGUAAGUGCACUGAGUGGCUCGGCUCGCCGCAGACUCUUGCUCGGACAUGCGGUACAGAAACGAUCGGCAUUGACCCGACGCUGACGAAAUGCCAGGCCAAUGCACAGACUGACAAAAACGUCAAAUGCACUGAAAGUGGAUUAUUCGAAAAGACGCAGUGCUCGGUGCUCAAUAGCGUCAUGCAAAUUCACAUCUGUAGAUGCGUUGACGAAAUCUCCGGAGAAGAUAUUCCCCUUACCGAAAAGCCCGUUAUUGAUGAUUCCGAAGACUCUGAAGAUGAAAUGGAGCAGCAGCCAGCUGUCACUCCAAAGAACUGCCUUCGAAUAAAAGAAGAAGCACUUGUCUUCAAUAAAAAAGUGUCGGAUGCUGGACCAUUUGCCUCGUCCUUCGCUGAUCUAAAAUUUGUCCCAAGCUGCAACGGGGAUGGAUCGUACAAAGCUCUCCAGUGUGAUGAAAAAGCAAAGAGCUGUUGGUGUGCGGAUGCGAUGGGCGUAGAAGUCCACGGAACGAGAAAGGCAACAGGAGGUGUUUUUAAAUCUGCCCCUCCAGAUUGUUCCGCACAAGCGCAAGUCAUGAAAGAGUUCGUCAAUACUCCGCCUUGUGAGAGGAUCAAGAGCCAGGGAAUGCAACAGAAUCUUGCCUGCGACAGAAAGGGUUACUUUGAAGAAGUACAGGUCCGAACCGAUGAGAGCGGCAAUGAAGUCAAAUACUGUGUCGAUCCUGAAACUGGUUAUCCAAGAGAAAAUUACAAUUUUAACUUGGCAACGCGAGAAUGUCUUUAUCGACCGCCAAAAGCAGCUGUUGGUCCAACAAGAAGUCCUGCCGAGUUUAUGGCCAUGCUAGGGAUUGAAGACGAUUCAAGCUUUGCCCAGACGGCUUCAGAAGCUCCAGCGGCUCCAGCGGCUGUAGCAUCGCCAAUGGACAAUCUUCGACAACAACUUUUGUCGAAAUACGGAUUGGACGGUGGUGCUUCAGGCGUAGCAGCAUCUGGAGCAACCAAUACUCAAGAUAUGAUCCGUAAUUUGGUGAUGCAAAAACUCACCGGAGGAAGCGCUGGAAGUGACGCAGGUUCAAGUCCUCUUGCCGGACUUGCGCAACAAAUGCUCGCACAGUCGAGUGGCGGAGCUUCUUCCGGUGGAUCGUCGAUUCAACAGAUGCUUGCGCAGAAAAUACUUGGAAACCAAGCACAGGAAGCUUCGCAGCCACAGAUGAUGGGUGGCAUGACGGCGGAUAAUGUUCAGGGAAUGUAUCGAAAACUACUGAUGCAGAAGCUCGCUGGGGAAAACUCUGCGGCGCCAAAUGACUUGGCAAACCAAGUGGCUCAGUACAGUGCUCAAGCUGGCACAAGUGGUCUUCUAUCCAACCCUCUUUACCAGCAACUGUUGAACAAAGAUGUGCGACUCAGUCAACUCGCCCAAGCAUUUAAUCCUUCUCAAACUGGUUCUUCGGUGGCCGACUUGCUCAGUCCCGAACAAAACGCGAAGGCUAAGCAAAUGAUGCAACUCAUCAACCAGCUCGGUUAA
This is a messenger RNA of Oikopleura dioica, 2394 nucleotides long. Lineage: Eukaryota; Metazoa; Chordata; Appendicularia; Copelata; Oikopleuridae. The record is from the annotation of a GenBank genome assembly.